Molecule: messenger RNA, 507 nt
Organism: Gloeophyllum trabeum ATCC 11539
Lineage: Eukaryota; Fungi; Basidiomycota; Agaricomycetes; Gloeophyllales; Gloeophyllaceae
Product: DNA polymerase beta, N-terminal domain-like protein
Exons: 5
Biological process (GO): double-strand break repair via nonhomologous end joining
Cellular component (GO): nucleus
Molecular function (GO): DNA binding; DNA-directed DNA polymerase activity
Source: RefSeq, a predicted model, not a curated record
UGCGUCAACCAAGAUAUCGUCGAUAAGUUACAGCAACUCAAAGAGCUGCACGAAGCUAAACGAGGAACUGAAGAGCGAUGGCGUGUGUACGCCUAUGGCAGAGCCAUAGGCGCUCUCCGUAAGUAUCCCAAGCGCAUCACAUCGUACGCGGAAGCGAGGAAGAUCUCAGGCGUGGGUGAGAAGACGGCCCAGAAGAUCAUGGAAAUCCUUGAUACGGGCGAGUUGAAGCGGAUAGAAACUGAGAACACAGAAGACGUCAAAGUCACAGCCCUUUUCCGGGGCAUUUAUGGCGUCGGGUCGCAAACCGCAUUCCAGUGGUAUGCUGCAGGAUGCAAAACCCUCGAUGAUGUCAGGGCUCGAAAGGGCGGUAUCAAAGUCUCCUCCGUUCAAGAGCUCGGUCUCAAAUAUUAUGAUGGCAAGUCACGCACAAUUCGUACUCCUCCGAGUCUCAUUGCAUUGCGCGGUCCCAUGAUAUCCAGACAUCAACGAUCGUAUGCCCCGCGCUGA